Dicentrarchus labrax (European seabass) is the source of this 771-nucleotide messenger RNA. RefSeq names its product salivary glue protein Sgs-3-like. NCBI's taxonomy places the organism in Eukaryota, Metazoa, Chordata, Actinopteri, Moronidae. The transcript has a single exon. The record is from RefSeq and is a predicted model, not a curated record. Bases 1 to 771 code for a protein of 256 amino acids.
AUGUCUCCGCUGCAAAUAGCCACCACCAUGAGGCCCACAACCACAGCCUCAAACGUCCCACUCCCCACCGCACUGCACAUCUCCGCACGCACCCGCAUAUCCACCAUCCAGAACGCACCAACGACCAGUGACUGCGUCAGCAGAUGCCCUACAAAACCCACAACAAAUUCACCCCCCAAUGACGGCCCACAAACAGCCACCAAUGCAGGAACCCACAGCCACAAAGCACCCACCACCCGUCAAUCAAGCACCCCGCGCGAGCCCAUCCAAAGUGAGCACCACCCAUGGCCCACCAAGCAUCCACAAAUGAGAUACAAAGGCCGACAAUGCCCCGAGACCCACAAAAUGGCUAGUCAUCCCAACAGACGAAGAAGAGACACAACACAAAGGGACACAGAAAACACCGCACCGACAUUCACCGCAACCCCCCAACACACCGCACGAAGACGAACAAGGGCGGUCCAUGAAGACACGCCACCGCCACGAUGCCAUCCGCCCCGGGACACGCACGCCGAGCCAGCAAUCCCCCUCCCAGCACGCCACCAACGCGCCGAGAGCGGGAGGCAGGACGCCAUGCCACAUCCACGUCAACCCCCAGAAGCCUUCGACAGUGAAGCCAAGGGGAGCACGGAGAAGCACACCGGAGCCGGCGGCCGCCAGCGGCACCAGCGACGAGCACGCGCCUCCGCCCGGCAGCACACCUCACAGCCGAAAGCCAACGUCAGCCCGCCCGCCAGCAGCUGCAGGUGUUUGCCCUCGCUCCCCGACUAA